UCAGGUUCACGAAUCACCACCAUCACUACCUUAACGUGUCAUUCUACGACCCUCUGCGUUCUGGCCACUGAGAUGGUACACUACACUCAGGAUCAGGUUCUACAACUCGCAAAUUUUCACGUUGGCGGCCUGCGAGGCGAGACGCUCUCAAGCAAAGACAUACCAGAAAGCUAUAUUCUAGAACUCUCGAGUUUUUUGAAAGACUAUCCGCAUGACUACAACUUUCGCCUAGUAACUCAGCCCAAUAAAGGCUAUGGCAAGUUAAGAUGCGAUGAGGACAGCUGUCGCAGCGGUCCAAUUAUAAUACUUGAUCGAAACAAACAGCUCCAGGACGGCGGUUUGAAGGACGGUGUUGGCUCGCUUUCCAGUUACAAGAUGCACAUCAAUCGCCACCCAUAUCACACCCAUGCACGAGACUUACGCGUGCAGAAAAAGUUGAAGAAUGAAAACACGGAGAACAUCCCAUCUUCAUUCAUCAAGAGGGAGCGCUCAGAUACAAAAUUAACGAACCUAAAACACGAUGCUUCUCCACAACUUAGCGCUCGAGCCUUGCUUUCAUCCUCUUCCACCCACACACCUUCCCACUGUGCUACCACAAGUCAAUCAUCCGCUCCUCUUACCCCCCUCGAAGCCGCACGUCAGCGGGCGAGUAGGAAAUCUCUAAGGGCGACGAUCAAACCAGAGCCUGCCGAAAGUAUCCCCCAAAAACGUCGACUUUCUGACAUGAGCGACGAGUGUUAUAGUGUUUUAACUCGGCACCCCUCUCUACCGAAACCAGAGCCUACUCAAGCAGUUGCCCAACACAGUCUUCUGGAAUCAAUAGACAACAUUGCACCUGCUAGAGACAACGCUGCCCAGGCUAUCAAGAUGGAUACAGACGGCAUUCGGGAUCGUAUUCACGAACUUACAUCACAAAUGUCUUCGGUGCAAACUCUUUUGGACAAUGCUUUACGAAAAAAGACAAAGACCCAAUCUGACUUCACCAGGAUACGGCACCAUCAAGAAAAGGUUCAAGGACUCGGCCGAGAAAGGGAUGAGUUAAAGGACUCCCUUCCUACGAUUCCCUUCUCCCCUAGUGAGAGACCUGUAACUUCGGGGCAAGAGAUUACUAGUAUCAAGCAGGAUCUCCAUCAACAAGAAUCUACCUUGGAACAUGAACGGUUCGAGCAGAAUCUCGGUCGCUUCCCCAUUGCGACUGCUGGACCAAGUUCUGCAGCGUUGGCUCCUCCACCAGUUUUCCACCAGCCUCCACCACCCCAACACCUCUAUAAUGAUAACAACACGGGCCACGGUUUUGUUGGUAUUGCAGAAGCCGCGGCGCCUGUUCAGAUCUCUAUGGCCAACGCUUCCGCGGCGGUUGCCGAGUGCUUCCACAAUGGGAUCGAGACUGUACACGAUCCUUACGAUGAAGACGGUAAUUUCUAUGGACGGGGACGCGACACUUACCAGGGGCCUCAGGCAAAGGCGGACGAUAUCGAAAAAUUUCUGAUCGAGGCAGGAAAUGCAGAGCAAUUUGAUGGAAGCGUUACCGUAGACAAGGCUUUGAAAGACCUUGGGCUUUCUUCCAUAUAUGUUCCACUUCCGAACAUGGAGGUUGCUCUAAUGCCCCACCAAGCCAUUGGAGUCGCUUGGAUGCAUGUAAAAGAGCGCGGGGUGAUUAAAGGCGGUUGUCUCGCUGAUGAAAUGGGAUUGGGAAAGACCGUUCAAAUGCUUGCUCUGAUGACCAUGAAUCCAUCAACCAAUCCUACUUGCAAGACAAACCUAAUCAUUGCUCCUUUGGCGCUUCUGGACCAAUGGAAAUUGGAGAUUGAACUGAAGACCAACGAUGUGUUUAAAUGCUUGAUUUACCAUGGAAACAACAAGCCUAAGCGUAAAUCCGAACUGCUUUCGUACGAUGUGGUCAUUACGACGCCUUCUACCAUGGCGUUGGAAUGGCCCGAUUUAGAGAAAGAAAUGAAGCGGGAAAAGGCGACCAUGAAGAAGAAGAAAGAAGACGACUUUAUAGACGAUUCGGAUUCGGACGGUCCUACACGAAAGAAGCGGAAGCGAGAGCGUGGCCUGCUCUUUCAAGUUGAAUUUUAUAGGAUAAUUCUCGACGAGGCACAACUUAUCCGUUCGAGGAAGACGCGAGUUUCACGAGCGAUUACGGAUUUGAGUGCGACGUAUAGGUGGUGUUUGACCGGAACUCCCAUCAUCAAUAGCCUAUCGGACGCCUACGGUGUUAUCCGCUUUCUUCGGGUCCGUCCAUUUUACGAUUGGGACGAAUUUAACCGGCACGUCGCUCGACUGGAGAAGAAGAGACCUGACCUUGCAGUUGUUAAGCUACAGAAGAUAUUUGAUACCUUUCUUCUCCGCCGCAAGAAGGACACAAUGCUAGACGGGAAGCGCCUGAUCGAACUGCCAGCCAGAAAUGUUCAUCUUAAUAGACUUAUUUUCUCGGAAGAGGAACGCGAGAUUUAUGACAUGGUCGAACGAAACUCACAGGCCAUUUUCAAUAGAUAUCUGCGUGCGGGGACAGUACUCAAAAACUAUCAUCACGUCUUGGUCCUCCUACUACGCCUUCGUCAAAUCUGCUCACACCCGUGCCUCAUACAAGAGGACGGCGGUGCGUUUAUCAUGCCAGACGAGAUUGAGAAUGACUCAAGGCCUAUGGUCCGGAAGGAACUGGCACGGGCCAGGGACUUGGUAUCUCAAGCGUUUGUCAUCAAGCUGAAAGAAAGGUUUAAACACGAAGCUCUCGAACGAAUCAAAGCCGAGAAGGAGUGUGCGGAAGAAGCCACCGUGUCCGAAGAAUGUCCAAUAUGUUUUGAUGCAUACAACGCACCCGUUGUGACUCCGUGUGCUCAUAUUUUUUGCCACGACUGUAUUCGGGAUGUUCUCAAUGGCCCGCAAGUGCAGGUUGCUGAUGAUCCUACCAAAUACACAGAAGAUGAGCGACCCUGCCCUGCUUGUCGUGGUCCAAUACACGCCAACAAGCUCUUUAGCCGUUCAGCCUUUGAGCCAACAGAUGAAGAUUUAUUCCCGCCAGAGAAACUAACGGAGACGGAUUUGGAGAUGGACGAGGUCGAUGAAUUCCUGGCGCCCAAGAAUCACAACCGUAAAGUGAAGAAAGGGAAGAAAUUGGAACGCCAAAUCUCACUUGAAGAUUCGGAAGAUAUCGUCGACGUCGACGCCAUGGAAACCGUAACCGAAGCCGCGGACGGUUCUAGUCAGCCUCGUAGAUCAAGCCGGGCCAAGAAAAACACAUCUCUCAUCGUCAUCUCAGAUGAGGAGUCUGGUGACGAGGACGAGGAUGAUAGUAUGAGCGACUUUAUUGUGGAUGAUGAUGCGGAUUUGUACGCUCCUCGUGAACCAAAGAAGAAACUGGGCAAACGGAAGUUCCAGGUUGUUUUGGACUCUGAAGAAGAAAUCGACGACACUCCAGAGGAGAAAGAGGUCAUUUUUGGGCGGAAGAAGAAACCCAAGACGGCGAAAGAGAUCAAACUAACGCCAAAGUUUCUUCCCUCUACGAAGAUGAAGUGGAUGAUAGAAGAAAUUGGCAGGUUGGCCAAGGAGAAGCCUGAAGAAAAGAUAUUGAUCAUUUCUCAAUGGACCGGAUGCCUCUCGCUGGUUUCGGACUACCUCCUCGAGUAUGGCGUUCGCCAUGUCAAAUAUCAAGGUGAUAUGAAUCGAGUGAAACGUGAGCAGGCAGUUCGAGUCUUCAUGUCGAAGGAGAACGCCCCUAUUAUGCUGAUGUCAAUGAAAUGUGGAGGCGUCGGUCUCAACCUCACUAGAGGCAACAACGUCAUUUCGUUGGACCUUGGCUGGUCUCAAGCAGUCGAAAACCAAGCUUUCGACAGAGUACACCGGCUUGGUCAAACGAAGCCGGUUAAUGUACAACGCCUUGUAAUAGAGAACACCGUUGAGGACCGUAUCCUUGCCCUACAAGAGCGAAAGCAAAAUCUUGCGGACGGCAGUCUUGGUGAAGGCAACGCGAAGAAGAUUGGCAAACUCUCCGUGAAAGAACUUGCCAAUCUGUUCGGACUGGAUCAUUAUGGAAGACUUCUCGCCCAGUAG
Marasmius oreades (fairy-ring Marasmius) is the source of this 4056-nucleotide messenger RNA. RefSeq lists its product as uncharacterized. Bases 73 to 4056 code for a protein of 1327 amino acids. Gene Ontology annotation, cellular component: cytoplasm. The record is from RefSeq and is a predicted model, not a curated record. Gene Ontology annotation, molecular function: ATP binding; ATP-dependent chromatin remodeler activity. NCBI's taxonomy places the organism in Eukaryota, Fungi, Basidiomycota, Agaricomycetes, Agaricales, Marasmiaceae. The transcript has 27 exons.